Molecule: messenger RNA, 3373 nt
Organism: Leptidea sinapis
Lineage: Eukaryota; Metazoa; Arthropoda; Insecta; Lepidoptera; Pieridae
Gene: CCT7
Product: T-complex protein 1 subunit eta
Exons: 14
Coding region: 94-1722 (542 amino acids)
Biological process (GO): protein folding
Cellular component (GO): chaperonin-containing T-complex
Molecular function (GO): ATP-dependent protein folding chaperone; ATP binding; ATP hydrolysis activity
Source: RefSeq, a predicted model, not a curated record
GUGAAGUUGUCAAUUGUCAUUUGUCAAGUGAGAUUUGAGAAUUACGGAAUUUGUAUUGUGAAAUUGUGAAUUGUAUCCAGAAGUUAAAUCAAGAUGCAACCACAAAUAUUAGUGUUGAAGGAGGGAACGGACCAGUCACAGGGGAAGCCACAGCUGAUCUCCAACAUAAAUGCCUGCCAGCUUGUUGUAGAUGCUGUCCGCACAACGCUGGGACCCAGAGGCUUGGACAAAUUGAUUGUGGAUCACAAUGGAAAAGCUGUAAUUUCAAAUGAUGGAGCAACUAUUAUGAAGCUCUUGGACAUUGUUCAUCCCGCUGCCAGAACACUGGUGGACAUUGCCAAAUCUCAGGAUGCCGAGGUUGGUGAUGGAACUACCUCAGUGGUGAUAUUGGCUGGUGAGAUCCUGCAAAGGUUGAAGCCAUUUGUUGAGGAAGGAGUACAUCCUCGCAUUAUUGCAAAAGCUGUUCGCACUGCUGCCAAGUUGGCUGUCGACAAAGUGAAGGAGUUGGCUGUCAGGAUCGAGACCAAAUCACCAGAAGAGCAGCGUGACCUGCUGAAGAAAUGCGCGGUGACAGCGAUGUCUUCCAAACUGAUUCACCAGCAGAAGGGCCACUUCUCGCAGAUGGUGGUAGAUGCUGUGCUCUCAUUGGAUGCUCCGUUACUGCCUUUGGAUAUGAUUGGUAUAAAGAAGGUGACAGGAGGAGCACUUGAGGAUUCUUUCUUGGUUGCCGGAGUUGCUUUCAAGAAGACAUUCUCUUAUGCUGGAUUUGAGAUGCAGCCCAAGAGCUAUGAGAAUUGUAAAAUUGCCCUGCUUAAUAUAGAGCUGGAGUUGAAAGCGGAGAGAGACAAUGCUGAGGUGCGCGUCGACAAUGUUAGGGAGUACCAGAAAGUGGUAGAUGCUGAGUGGCAGAUCCUGUAUGAUAAGUUGGCAGCGCUUCACUCCUCCGGAGCCAAUGUUGUGCUGAGCAAACUACCCAUUGGUGAUGUGGCUACACAGUACUUUGCAGACCGUGACAUGUUCUGCGCGGGCCGCGUGCCCGAGGAGGACAUGCGGCGCACGCAGCGCGCGUGCGGCGGCGCCGUGCUGUCGUCGACACGUGACCUGCGGCCCGACGCGCUCGGACACUGCGCGCACUUCACCGAGCGGCAGGUCGGCGGCGACCGGUACAACAUCUUCACAGGUUGCCCGGCUGCGAAGACCUGCACUCUGAUACUCCGCGGCGGUGCCGAGCAGUUCUUGGAGGAGACGGAGCGCUCACUGCACGAUGCCAUCAUGAUCGUGCGGCGCACACUCAAGAAUGACGCUGUCGUAGCCGGUGGAGGAGCAAUCGACAUGGAGCUGUCCAAACACCUCCGGGAUUACUCGAAGAGCAUCGCGGGCAAGGAACAACUGUUGUUGGGCGGCGUGGCGCGCGCCUUCGAAGCCAUCCCUCGUCAGCUGUGUGACAACGCGGGCUUCGACGCUACCAACCUGCUCAACAAGCUGCGACAGAAGCACCACCAGGGUGAGAUUUGGUUCGGAGUGGACAUUCAGAAGGAAGAUAUCGCUGACAACUACCUCAGCUGCGUGUGGGAGCCUGCCGUCAUCAAGAUCAACGCCAUCACCGCUGCUUGCGAGGCUGCUGCGCAGAUCCUGUCCAUUGACGAGACAAUCAAGAAUGUGAAGAGUGGUGGAGACAUGCCCCAAGCAGGAAGAGGGAUGGGUCGACCAAUGAUGGGAUAGACUCCCUGCUGACUCCUUCAAACUACUACCUGGUUAAAUUAUCUUUGGACCUGGUGUCGAUGACGUUACAUCGUCGCCCUUUUACGGUGUACAAAACAAGCAUCAGUAGGAUAUUAUUAUUAAUAAAUAAUUAACGAUUUAUUCUGUCAGUAUUAUAUAUUGAUCUAAAGGUGUUAUGUUGUGAUGCUAACUAUUAUUAUUAUAAUGGUAAAAAAUUAUGUAUUUUUUUGGUAGUACUAUUAUAGUGACAUAGAACAACAGAAUAUUAACAACAAAAGUCUAAACAUAACUAUGAAAAUUUCAAAAACAGCAGAACAGCAGUGAUAGCACGAAAUUAUCACGUCGCAACAGGACGAGUGCGAGGGGGCGAAAUGGGGAACGGGAGCGUUCCAGCGAGGUCCAGAGAUAAUGUAGCCAUGUUGUACUCAAGUACUACACAGGAAGACUGGAAUAGAGGAAACGCAAAUUAUACACUUUUACACUACAGUAAAACACAAAAUAAAAUCUCAGAACUGCUAAGAUAAAAACCUUAUAUAUGUAUUACCAAAGGCCUUAAACAAUUCUGCUUUUUCUGCAGAAGUCGAGUCAACAUGAGUGUAGUAGACCGUACAGUCGUUUCAGUUGGUUUUAUCAAAUAAAAUAAAUAUUAUUAUAUUAAUUUAAACUUACAAAUUACUAGGCCUUUGAUAAUUUAUGCGUGUAGAUAGGGCCUCUUACUGUUAGACAAGCAAUGAAAACAGGCCAGGUUUAUUACUUUAGUGUGCGUGACAUGCUACGUCUUACACUCGCGAUUGGUAUGUCACUUUGUGUUAGUGUGUGUGCAUUGUUCAAAAUAGAGUUUAACAUUCAACCCCAAUUUUAAGAAAAACUAUAUUAGAUUCAGAAUAUAUUACAACGUCAAAAGAAGCAAUAAAUUAUUUAAAAAAUAAAAAUAACAAAAAUUUAUGUUAAUGCAUGUUUGUAAUGUUUAACAUCUUGCAUCUAGGGUUAUUUAAUAUUGAUGAUCAAACAGUAAAGAAAUGUUUUGUUUAAUUUAUCUUAAGUUUUUGUGACAACCUUACCAAAAUAGGUUUAACAAGAUUGCCCGCUCUUAAGAAACGUAUCCUCUGGACCGUUAGUUUACACAUGUGCUUACAGCAACAUAUAUACUUGUUUCAGGUUUGAUAAGAAAAUAAAAAUUAACUCCUGGCGCCAAUCAUUACCGUAAACACUUGUAAAUUCAUUAACACCGAUCAAAUACAUACUCUGACCUUGUUACACUAAAAUGUUUAACACAAUGAAACAAAACAAAAAGCUAAGAUCAAACCAAUCUAUCAUUCUAUCAAAACUAUUGUUAUCUAAAAGGGGCACGCGUAGUCUACUUCUAUAGUGUUAUUCACAAAAGCCAAAAAGUGGCAAAAGCCUCUUACUGAGCUGUUUUGGCGCCUAACGCGACGCCGGCCACUUGAAACGUGAUAAUGUUUUUACAAUACUCGAUGUAUCAUUAUGCGGUUUAUGUUACGGGUUGUUAUAAGAAAUAAGCUUAGUAAUUGUAAACAAAAAACGUGAUUGAGGAUUGAUUCGUGCUGUGAAUGACGCCGCUCUUUCAGCGUUGUACGAGAAAUUGUGACUAUUUUGCUUUACGCCUUAAAAUAAAAAUAUUGCAAUUAAA